AUGGAACCUCAUGGAACCUCAUGGAACCUCAUGGAACCUCAUGGAACCUCAUGGAAUCCCAUGGAACCUCAUAGAAUCCCAUGGAACCUCAUGGAACCUCAUGGAACCUCAUGGAACAUCAUGGAACAUCAUGGAAUCCCAUGGAACCUCAUGGAACAUCAUGGAAUCCCAUAG
Messenger RNA from Macroventuria anomochaeta, 174 nucleotides. RefSeq lists its product as uncharacterized. Bases 1 to 174 code for a protein of 57 amino acids. The transcript has a single exon. Lineage: Eukaryota; Fungi; Ascomycota; Dothideomycetes; Pleosporales; Didymellaceae. The record is from RefSeq and is a predicted model, not a curated record.